Cuscuta epithymum is the source of this 3447-nucleotide messenger RNA. The record is from the annotation of a GenBank genome assembly. Lineage: Eukaryota; Viridiplantae; Streptophyta; Magnoliopsida; Solanales; Convolvulaceae.
CCUAUAUACUCCGUAUAAAUUUAGUGAAAAGAAUUUCUACAAAGAAAAAACUGAAAAUAAUAUUCCAAUACUCCGUAUAAAUUUGGAGUGCCGCCAAGUCGACAACUUAAAAGUUCAGACUCCAUGAACGCAGCACUUCAACUCAACUAUACACUCAGUGAGAUUGGCCUCCAUGAUCAAUCUACGAUUGAAACACCUCAAGUUUAGGAUCCCAAACAUCAAUUCUUGCAAUUCCAAUCCCUCAAGCUCCAAAUCAUAUCACACUUGCCGUUAUCCUCACAGGAAACCCGCCUCAGACCCGCCCCCAGAGCUACGGAGGACGGCCUUCAAGCGCAAGCCAAUUCCAUUCCUUGCGGAUCUUAAAAAAACCAGUGUCCCAGAUGAUCUCCUCUCCCUCUUCCACGAUUACCAGAAAAUGGGUUUCAAGCAUGACUACCCUUCCUACUCUUCUGUAAUCUACAGACUCGCUAAAAAUCGAAACUUUGAUGCAGUGGACACGCUUCUUGAUCGCCUUAAAGCUUACAAUAUCCGCUGCAGAGAGACCCUCUUCAUCGGGUUGAUCGGGCACUACGGAAAAUGCCAGCUGGUUGACAAGGCGAUUCGUCUUUUCCACGAGAUGAAGGUGUCUUUUAACUGUCUCCGCUCACUGCAGUCCUUCAACGCGCUGCUCAAUGUGUUGGUGGAGAAUGGGAGGUAUUGGGAAGCUGAUGACAUGUUCAGGGGUUCUUCUAGUUUGGGGUUUCGUCCGAAUUCCGUUUCCUUCAAUAUCCUGAUAAAGAUGUAUCUUGAGAAGGGCGAACCUGAAAGCGCCCGCCAACUGUUUGAUGAAAUGCUUGACAAAGAAGUUGAGCCCACGGUCGUGACGUACAAUACUCAAAUCGGGUUCUUGUGUAAGAGGGGUGAGUUCGAACAGGGAAAACGUUUGUUCGAGGAUAUGGUUAGGAAAGGGAAGAAGCCAAAUGAGGUCACCUAUGCUUUACUGAUGGAAGGUUUGUGUUUAUUAGGAAAGUACAAGGAUGCGCGGAAGUUAAUGUUUGAUAUGGAUUACCAAGGGUGUAAACCACGGAUUGUCAACUAUGGUGUUUUGAUGAGUGAUCUUGGGAAGAAAGGCAAGAUAGAAGAGGCAAAAAGUUUGCUGGUCGAGAUGAAGAAAAGGCAUUUCAAGCCCGAUGCUUCGAUCUACAAUGUGUUUGUUGGUUAUUAUUGCAGAGAAGAUAGAGCUGUUGAGGCUUACAGAGUUUUAGUUGAAAUGCAGAUUGCUGGUUGCAAACCGGCUGCCAUUACUUACAGAAUGGUGUUUGAUGGGUUCUGUAAGGCGGGACAAUUCGAAGAAGGUUUGAAGGUUUUCAAUGCAAUGUCAACAAGCGGACACUUUCCACGAAGUGAAACACUUCGUCGUUUAGUAGUGGGGUUAUUUGACCUUGGGAAUGUUGAUGACGUGUCCUUCAUUUUUGAGGUAAUGGCUAAGAGGAAAAAGAUGUUUGAUUUUGAUUCAUGGGAAGCUAUAGUCAAGGACUCUUGUGCUCAAAAUAAUGCAUUAGACAACCUUAUAACUGAACUUGUAUCUUAACAAAUGGGAUUGUUCAAUAACAUAAUUUAUUGACAUGAGAGCUUGAGCAGUCAGUAGUGUGUCAAGAACUUUGGUGGAUGGGGCAAAAUUAACACAUUUGUAACAUUGCAAAACUAUAGUUAUCAACAUAAAUAAUAAGUAUAAAAUGCUAUAAAUCAAAAUAAAUUAUCUAAAACGAGUGAUAAUUAAAUGACUUUUAUUUAGGGAUCGAUUAACAAUUUUUUAUUCACAUGUAUGGAUAUGAAUAUGUGCAUAUUAAUAAAUGAGGAUUUUAUUAAUGAAAUCUGACAUUAAACCACCACGUCCACCCUUAACAGAUUGAUGAAGACUACAAGUAUUAAAGUAAACUCUAAAACUAUAAUCUAAUCUUUCAUAAGCAGCAACUGAAUUAGCUUCUCUCUAGAAACGGGCAAAAGUGAUUGAAGCAGUCAUCACAUUGCUCUAAAUUCUGGAUAAAAAUCAGAGAAUGACAAUGUCUUCCAACGCUACUAACUACUAUAGACAGAGCUGCAUUCCCAGGCUGCUAAUACCUUUUUUUCUAUUACUGUUGCACUAAUGCCUUUUUUUUCUUCUACUCCACACAAGAGUCUCUAUGCAUAGCAUAUUUGCAAAGGGUUCCUCCCUCUCCAAUGAUAGAUACCCCACUACAGCACUACAUAUUGGUUAGAGACCGAGACCCCAUAAGAAAUCUACUGCAACCAUAAGAAGUUCACCCCCCACAGCCAAGGGAAAGAAUGAAAGAUGAUUUCUUGACGAUUCCAGAUUGAAUGAAAGUAGGAGUGAGAUUCCAAGUUGGAGUUGUUGUACCCAGCUACCACCGUCCAUUUGAUAGCUUGCUGAAAUGCUCCUAGCUCAGUUUGAAUUACAGAUUGUGCUCUUAUAGGAAUUCAUUGAAGUUAGGGGGUGAGCGCCCUAGCCCCCCUUCUCGAUACACUACUGUGUGUAGUUAAAUGUGACAGCGUGAGGUAUACAGGAUGCUUUUGAUUCGUUAAAAGUGUUACAUUUUAACCAGGUCUCUGAUUACAUCAAGGAAGUGGCAGAGCAGACCAAUAUAAGGGUUUCUGCAAUUGUUAGUGGCAUGGCAACUUGGCAAGUUAGACAUUUGAUAAAUAGGCCAGUAUUUGUUGUUGGCACUUCAUUGUUGUUGUUUUUUGUUUAAUGUGAUGAUGACACCAAAACUCAUUUUACAAUAUUUGGUAAAAUGAUAUAUGUUGUGAAAUACCUUCUCAAGAAAAAAGCCUUCUGAAGAAAAAAGCUAAACAGAUGAUGAAAAAAGAUUUACUUUUGUGAAGAAAGAUUCACCAAAUAUUAACAAAACUCAUUCUACUUCUUUUUUGAACACCAACUAUAUAUGUUGUGAAAUACCUUCUGAAGAAAAAAGCUAAACAGAUGAUGAAAACCAACUAUUAGUCAAAAAGCCAUUCAGAAAGAAGUAGAAUGUGUUUAAAGUUCAAACAUGUUUAAACUAAUAAAUCUUCAUAACAGCUAUGUUUCUAAAAGGGUGGAAUUGUAGAUUUUCAACCAAGCUAUUACAAUCUACUUACAACUCUAGAGGGUGUUUGGAUGUGUUUCUUUUGAAGCCAACAAGCUAUACAGAGGCCGGCUUCACCUUUCAAAACCAUAGUAUGACCAAUUAAGGUUCGGGUUCUGCCAUACAGAGAGGAAGGAGGGUAAGCAGGUGACUAGGUAAGCUUUGGUUUAACGGAAUGAGAUUAGCCAGCAAUGAAAAUAUAAGCAUAUCACAGUGAAAGUUCAAAACUGCAGAUCAUUUCGACAUGUUCUAAUAUGUCUCUUCAUCUUAUGAUGUAACUCAUAUCAUGAAAAUUUGAAUCCAGAUUGUAACUUUUAGCCUUCAUGGAUACAAAGUUAUAUUAUCU